GAGUCGCCGCUGACGAGUGCGAAAAAUAAAGCGCCAAUUACCAGUGGCGCAGUUUCUGAAAUUUUUGGACAAAAAUUUUAUGAACCGCGUUUUUUUCCCCCAAUCCUCAAAACACCAAAAUCCCUCAUCACUCACCUCACCCUCUCUCACUCACCUCCCUCAUCACUCUCACUCUCGAUCUCUCUCCCUCAAAAAUAACCCCCCUCUCACUCGAUCUCUCUCCUGCUGCUCACCUCCCUGUUCGCCGAGGCCUCAAACCGAAGGGUCCACAUCACGGACGAUCUCGACGACGUCGUCGACGACGAGGAGGACGACGCCUGGAAGCAAUGGGGCAAGAAAUCGACGCCCUCGCCGGAGCUCGAUCUCCGUCCCUCCGAUUUGUCGACCAUGUCGGCGCCGGAGAUCCAGGCCGAGAUGAUGAAGCGGCAUUCCGGGCUCGCUUUCGGAUUCGUUAAGCUCCGACCGGGCGUUCGCCGGUCCCGGGUAAUGAAAAGUUUGGUUCUUGAUUGGAUUGAAGCUGAAAUGUGAACUGGGUUUGUGAUUUUUGAGGGACUUGGACAUAAACCAAAUACCAUCAGGAGGAGCAGAAGAAGAAUGGAUGACGAUGAAUAUGGAUGAUGAAGAGGAAAGCAGCAACGGAGGCCCUCCCCGCAAGAAACUCCGCCUCACCAAGGAACAAUCUCGUCUCCUUGAAGAAAGUUUCAGACAAAACCACACCUUAAACCCUAAACAGAAAGAGGCUUUGGCUAUGCAAUUGAAGCUGAGGCCACGGCAAGUUGAGGUGUGGUUUCAGAACCGUAGGGCCAGGAAGCUGAGCUCGCUAGAGAGAAGACAAAUGGAUUAAUGGAUUAAUGGUUUUUUUAUGUCCCUAUUUUCAUUAGACCUCUUUAAACUUUAAAUUUUUGCAAUUUUUGUGUUAAUUUUUGGGUUUUGUUUGAUGUGUUUGUAUCCAUUGUGAAUUUGGGGUUGGAUUAGUGACUGUAUUCUUUCGAUUUUUUGGUAGUGCGGUUUCAGUUUACCCUUGGUUUGAUUGCCGAGAAAGUG
Messenger RNA from Corylus avellana, 1044 nucleotides. Lineage: Eukaryota; Viridiplantae; Streptophyta; Magnoliopsida; Fagales; Betulaceae. The record is from RefSeq and is a predicted model, not a curated record.